UAAGGUUGCCGCUCACCUGCCAGCUCUUGCCCUGUUGGCCUGACACGCACGGAGACCAUGGGUAGCCUCAAGGGACACCUGCUACCAGCGAUGUUCUUCCUCGUCUUCUCACUCUACUACGCAGUGCUGGUAUCCUUGGCCCUGCUACGGGGACAGAGGUUCCUCAGGCCUCCUCUGCCCCCAAGGGAGAAGCGAGGACACAGGUGGUGGCAGCGGAUACCUAUGGAAGGGGUAGUGAAGAUCGUCGCCUGCCUGAUGGGCAUUAUUCCCGAAUUCUUCUACCCCCUAGGAGUCAACCGGAUGAAGGUGAUAGACUGGGAGGACCCUCAGCGGCCGUUCUUAUUCCAGAACAACUGGCAGCAUAUCACCAUGUACAGUUUCUUCCUGCUCAGUGGCAUGGUGGACAUCGUGAGCCGGUCGUGCCAGGCACAGCAGAAUAUCAAGCUGGAGCGAGCAGCCGAGGCGCUGGCCUUCUGUGUGCUGGCGCUGCUGAUGGCAGCACACAUUGAGAACAAGAGUGCCCUGGAGAUCCGCGUGCACAUCCUGUUCAUAGUGCCCACCUUCCUGGUCGGCCUGGUACUCACCAUCGAGGUCUGGGUGCCUGACCAGCCCCAACUCUGGGUGCUCAAGACCUGGAUGGGGCUGGUGCUCAGCAACUGGCUGCUGCAGCUCUGCCUGAUAAUGUACAUUCCUCCCUCCGGGCAGCCCUGGAGAGCAGAAAGUCCUGUGGACCUUGCCUUUCUCACCAUCUUCUUCUGCUGGCACCUGGGCUUAGCGGCUGCCAUGCUGGCCGCUGUCUAUGGCAUCUGCAGCCUAUGGCAUCACCACUGCUCCUCCGGGAUAGGGGCCUCAGGUGCCAAGUACCAGCCAUGCCCCACAGACUACAGCAGUGAAGAGCUCGAGAAACUCGGGACAGGAGCCGAGCUGCAGGGUGGUGUUAAGGUUUAGAAUCUGUCUUUGUGCUAGCCUUUUAUGAAUGUUUUGAGGGUGGCCAUUGUGUGCAUAAUAUGGCAACGUCCUGGCAUCUACAAUGUGGCUUUUCAUCACAGGAGUCAUCUUCAUUGUUUGUAAACUUUCCAGCUCAUAGAAUCACUUCUAUCACUCUGUUCUCUCCAGGUCUGUCUCUUUCCUGUCUCACUAUGUUCUUGGUUCCUGGACAUGAACUUCCAUGAAGUGAGAACAAGGAGUGGUGCUUUUUUCUGAUAGCUUUUGGGACUCAAGAGAAGGAAAUGAAAUGAGGACAUUGAGGGAGAUGAAGUGUUGCUGGGGACUCAGGUAGGGUUCUAU
This is a messenger RNA of Hipposideros armiger (great roundleaf bat), 1287 nucleotides long. RefSeq names its product transmembrane epididymal protein 1-like. Lineage: Eukaryota; Metazoa; Chordata; Mammalia; Chiroptera; Hipposideridae. The transcript has a single exon. The coding region runs from base 58 to 948 and encodes 296 amino acids. The record is from RefSeq and is a predicted model, not a curated record.